Molecule: messenger RNA, 354 nt
Organism: Pyricularia pennisetigena
Lineage: Eukaryota; Fungi; Ascomycota; Sordariomycetes; Magnaporthales; Pyriculariaceae
Exons: 2
Coding region: 1-354 (117 amino acids)
Source: RefSeq, a predicted model, not a curated record
AUGCAGUUCUCUUUCGCCACCGUCAUCUUCGGCCUUGCCGCCCUUGCCGCCGCCACCCCCGCCGCUCCCAGCAGCCAGCUCGCGGCCCGCCAGAACAGCGCCACUGGCACCUGCUGCAUUCCCAACAGGAGUCUGAAGCAAGAAAUCUGCACCACCGAGACCGGCGAGGCGGCCAAGUGCGUGCCCGGAGGCAACGCCUGCGGCAGCGCCCUGAGCUGUGUUGGCAACAGCAGGCUCGCGUGUGACAACACCAUUUCCGAGCGCUCUGGCAAGCUUUGCCGCACCAAGGUCAACGGUGGCUUCCUGGACGGUGCCAGGGUUGUCAAGAACCUUCGUGACAGCAAGGUCAACUAA